Molecule: messenger RNA, 2361 nt
Organism: Rhea pennata
Lineage: Eukaryota; Metazoa; Chordata; Aves; Rheiformes; Rheidae
Gene: PIGQ
Product: phosphatidylinositol glycan anchor biosynthesis class Q
Exons: 12
Coding region: 205-1935 (576 amino acids)
Biological process (GO): GPI anchor biosynthetic process
Cellular component (GO): endoplasmic reticulum; membrane
Source: RefSeq, a predicted model, not a curated record
AUAAAUAUGCCAAUAUGCCAAAUUAACAUAUAAAUAGGACACAGCCUGCUUUCAACUAUAGGAGUAUUAUGUAGCCUCAGAAGAACAGAUGAGGGGAGUGAGACAAGAAGAGUUGAGUGAUCUGACCAAGGUUGUUCAGUGAGUUUGUUAGAGAACACAGCUCCCAAUUCUUAGAAGGUGUACUAUUCUGUAAGGAUCGCUGUCAUGGUACUUAAGGUCUUCUUUCCUUCGUGCUGCUCCUCAGCAGAAAGUGGCAUUUUGAUCGGCCGUUGGAUCUCAGAACAGAACUCUGCUAUUAUCCUUGCAGUGGUGCAUUUCCCUUUUAUUCCUGUCCAGGUGAAGCAAUAUCUCAGUGAAGUCCAGCAGGUGACCAAGAUCAAAGUUUCUGUGCUUGGCUCGUGGAGCAACAGCAAACAGGAGAAAGAAGAGAGUCUGAGUAAGUUCUUGGAAGACCUUGGGACAAUAUUUUCCCAUGAGCCAUGGAUUCAGAUAAGCAAAAAGAGAGACAGCAAAUUUUGGAGUUGUUCUACACUUCAGAAACAGUCUAACAGCCCUAAGGAAGAAGAAAUCAUCUUAGUAUAUUAUGACCAGCGUAAAGUCAUGCUUUCCCAUCUGCAUCCCCUAGUGGACACAACUACCUCCACUGACCGUAAGGUAGAUGAUGCUUCAGAGCUCGCUGCUGUGUUUGACACAGUUGCAAAGAGCAAAGUACUGUUCAUGACAGACAGAUAUGAUGAUGGGCCCAUCAAAUUGACCCACUGGCAGUCAGAUGGAGUUGAAGCAAGUAUCAUCGUGGAGCUGAUGAAGCAGGCCUCUGUGCCUGCCUGCAUGCUGUUGACAUUCCUGCUUUCAUUUACCUCUGCGAUCUGUAAGAGCAGAAUGCUGAAGUUUUGGCCCUUGUCUUUCUUAUGGAGUAAACUCUCAACUUGUGAGCAGUUGGGACAUCGGCUGCAGCACCUCCAGGUCAUCAGCAGCAACAAGAAGGCUCAAAACCAGAUCCAACUAAUGAGGAAAGCCAACAUCUUUGUCUCACUGAUGAUUGAUGUGGUUCUGGGGAUACUGCUAAUGUCCUGGCUGUACAGAAAGAACCGGAUUGGUCAUCUUGCUGAUACUCUUAUACCUGUGGCUGAUCAUAUAGCUAAAGAGCUCCAGGACCUGCUCCAGUGGCUAAUGGGAGCACCAGCUGGACUGAAAAUGAACCGAGCUUUGGAUCAGGUUUUGGGUCGUUUCUUCCUUUACCACAUCCAUCUUUGGAUUAGCUACAUUCACCUGAUGUCUCCAUUCAUUGAGAUGAUCCUCUGGUAUGUUGGUCUGUCAGCUUGUCUGGGCCUGACUGUGGCUCUUUGCAUUAUCUCUGACAUCGUUGCUCUUCUGACCUUCCACAUCUACUGCUUCUAUGUCUACGGAGCCAGGCUCUACUGCCUGAAAAUUUAUGGCCUGUCGUCUCUUUGGCGCUUGUUCCGUGGGAAGAAGUGGAACGUCCUCAGACAGCGGGUAGAUUCCUGCUCCUAUGACUUGGACCAGUUAUUUAUUGGCACUUUGCUAUUUACGAUCCUACUGUUCCUUCUGCCUACAACUGCACUGUAUUAUUUGGUGUUUACCCUGCUCCGUUUGCUGGUGGUGGUUGUGCAAGGCUUGAUACACUUGCUAGUCGACCUGAUUGACUCUCUGCCUCUUUACUCAAUCAUCCUUCGGCUCUGCAGAUCCUACAGACUUGCAGCUGGUGUGAAGUUCAGAGUUCUUGAACAGAAGCAUGGAAAACCUCUUCGACUCCUUAUGCAGAUCAACCCUCUAUCAUAUGGCAGUGUGGUACAGACAUACAGGCUGCCAACCUACAGCUGUUACCCCAAGGAUUCCUGGACAUCUCUCUGCAAGAAGCUGUUUUUUGGAGAGCUGAUCUACCCUUGGAAGCACAAAGGAGAGAAGCAAGACUAAAGAAAGCAAAGGAACCAAGUUUGAAAGACUUGGCCAGAAUAUUGAAUUCUAAUGCUAGGAGCCAGCAGCUGAUGGAUCCCUUAAAUUUGAUUUUGGUAACAUGUGGGAGGGGCUGAAUUUCCAAAGGCAAAUAUUUUUAAACAUUCUUCUUCAACUCUCUCCUUCUCCUACACUGUGUUUGAACUGAUUUGGUUUCCAGGCUGUUUCCGGUUCAUGCAGUGAUAUUCCAGCCUAGAUUACAAACUGUCUGCCUGGUGGCACCAGCAGGUAAUGAUUUUCUUUAAAACAAAAUGUUAGGCCCGUCAGUGUCUCAUGGAACCAGCAUUUAGUGUAAUCAAGGAAGUAGCUCCUGUAUGUCUUAGCAGUUUGUAUCUUUCCAUGUAAGUUCACAGGACCAUAUUAAAACAGCUCUUGGGGCCAUUCAAA